This is a messenger RNA of Solea solea (common sole), 1199 nucleotides long. RefSeq lists its product as uncharacterized. The transcript has a single exon. Lineage: Eukaryota; Metazoa; Chordata; Actinopteri; Pleuronectiformes; Soleidae. Bases 74 to 697 code for a protein of 207 amino acids. The record is from RefSeq and is a predicted model, not a curated record.
ACCACAGAAGAAGAAACGACAGUAUUUACGACUUUGUAGAAGCGCCGUUCGUGUCGAAGGCGACGGGGAAGACAUGGGCAAGUCACGGGAUUUGAGUGAGUUUGAGCGGGGUUUGAUAGUGGGACUCCGCAGUGCCGGCUGCAGCAUCUCACAAACCGCGAAGACGCUGGGUUUUUCCAGGACCGCCGUGUCCCGAGUUUACCGGGAUUGGUGCAUGAAGCGGAAGACGUCCAGUCACCGGGGGUCCUGCGGGAGGAAGCGCCUCGUCGACGAGACAGGCGAGAAGCGGAUGGAGAAGGUAGUGGAGUCGAACCUCCAGGCUACGAGCGAGCAGAUUCAGAACCUGUAUAACAACAGCGGGUCAGAGAAGCCCAUCUCUCUCACCACCACUCGACGGACCUUGAAGCGACUGGGCUACUGUCGCAAGACGCAGCAGCGGGAUUCACUCAUCGCGGCCGGGCUGGAGGCGUUAGCGUCGUACGCGACCGGCUCGAAGGGCGCAGUGUGUGCGGACCAGAACGAGCCAGAAACAAAAACUGAAUCUUCCGCAGAUGCUGUGUGUAAGGACAAUAAUGAGCCGAGCCAAAAGACUCAUUCCUCCACUGAGGAGGUCGUGUGCGGGGACGAUAAAGACCCGGACCCAGUGACUCAGGCCUCCACUGAGGUUGUUUGUCAGGAUGAGAAGAACCCGGACUAAAAAGACUGAGAAGUCUUCCACAGACGUCGUGGAUGUAGUCACAAACUGUUUGCCUUCUCGAGAUAUUCAGACCACAAAUCUGCUCACUUGGUGCUUGUGUGUUCAAGUGUGUCACAUUUAGCAGGUUUUAUCGGCAGAAGUUGAAUACACAAUCAAUAAGUACACAUGUGUCAGUGCUUUAAUAUAAUAUAAUGUAGUAGAAAACAAGGCUUUUUAAAUGUAAUCAAGGCAGAAGCCUUGUUUAUGAUAGCCGUCAUUGCACGCCGCCAUGUUGCUACGGCAGCCCGAAUGGACGAAUUAGAUAGAGCGCGCUUCUGUUGGGCUCGUGGUAGGUCUGUGCAAAACUCUACUGAAGGUUGUCUUGGAUUAAGUCCUUGAGUCGAUUUAUAUUUUUCUUUUUUCUUUUUUUUUAAAAUAAAUCUGUUUAAUUUCAGUCUAUUACAAAGAAAAAAAUGACUGCCCCCUCCUUUAAAAACUAUAAUAAUAAAAAAUAUCAACCUGA